AUGACCAUGAACCCCUAUAUCAGCUGGGCCAUCCUGCUCGUUGUGGCCGGUGGUCUCGGCUGGUACUACACCAACGGCUCGACCCCGAAGGCCAAGACCGCCGUCCGGGCCGCGGUCGAGAAAACGGAGGCCGCUGUUGCGCCGGCCAAAAAACAAAAGGCACGGAAGCCCAAACCUGCCGAGUCGGCCGCCAAGCAGCCCGAGGUGAAGACCGUGGUCUCUCCCACGACCACCGAGGAUGAGCAGCCCGACGAGGAUGUCGACCGCAAGGAGAUGGCGCUCCGCCUGGCCGCCAUAAAGAACGGCACUCCCCUGCCCGCGGCUCCCUCUUCCAAGAGUCAGAAGAAGAAGCAGCAGAAGAAGGCUGCUCAUCUCGAGAGUGGCUCCCACGCUUCUUCUACCACAGGUGCCGAGGCGGAUGACGACCUGUCUCCUGCUGUCUCUCCCCAGGUGAACGCCGCGACCUCGGCCGGCUACGUGUCCGACAUGCUCGAGGCUCCCGCCCCGGGAGCUUCGGUGCUCCGCGUGACCGGUAACAUGGAGAGCGAGCCCAAGAAGCAGAAGGUGCAGUCUUUCAAACAGGUGGAGACCAAGAAGCAGCGCCAGCAGCGUCUUAAGAACGAGGCGCGCAAGGAACAGGUUCAGGAGGCUGAGAACGAGCGCCGCAAGUUGCUCGAGAAGCAGCUGCACACCGCUCGCGAAUCCGAGCGUCGCGAGGCUGCUCGCUCCCAAGCCCCUACCAGCAAUGCCUGGCAGACCAAGGCUGCACCAGCAACCAAUGGCGCUUCGCAGCCUCCCGCUGCUGCUCCCGUUGCCGCCGCCGCUCCCGUGCAGCUCCUCGACACCUUUGAGCCCUCCCAGGCCGCCGCGGCCCAGAAGAAGUGGAACCAGAAUCUCCCUUCGGAGGAGGAGCAGAUGCGCAUCCUGGGCGCCUCGAAGGCCGAUGAGGACUGGACCACCGUCCCUAGCAAGAAGAUCAAGAAGAAGGGUGGCAAGGCCGACGAGAGUGUCAGCGAGGCCAGUGCCUCCGAAUCUCAGCCUGUCCCCGUCGCUCCCCUGGCUGCUCCCGAGCCUCGCGUGACUGUGACGCCGACCUACAUUCCCGACAUCCUGCGCUCUCGUGAGAAGGGCCACCCGCUGGACUCGGACUGGACCGCUUGA
Messenger RNA from Penicillium cinerascens, 1161 nucleotides. RefSeq lists its product as uncharacterized. The record is from RefSeq and is a predicted model, not a curated record. NCBI's taxonomy places the organism in Eukaryota, Fungi, Ascomycota, Eurotiomycetes, Eurotiales, Aspergillaceae. The coding region runs from base 1 to 1161 and encodes 386 amino acids. The transcript has a single exon.